UGAUUACCUUUUUAUAUUGAAUGAUUCUUUUUUUGCUGCUACGGAGUGUAUGGACUGGAAAUAAUAUAGUUCUUCGGCCCUCUCGGUACUUACAUAUUGUCUUUGUGGGGAGCUCUUGUUUCAGUGUGAAUUAUUUUUCUUGCUUGAGCUGCUUCAGCCGCCAUGAACGACGGUCACCAACUUGCGGAUAAUGGUGGGUCAGUAGGAGGAGCAGUAAGAAGAGAUGGUUGUGGAGUCAACCAAGUUGCAGAACGAACAACGGGGCCUAUUAGGUCCAGAUGGAGCCCAAAGCCGGAGCAGAUUCUCAUCCUGGAAUCCAUCUUCAACAGUGGGAUGGUGAAUCCACCAAAGGAUGAGACAGUCAGGAUCAGGAAGCUUCUCGAGAGGUUUGGGUCAGUUGGUGAUGCAAACGUGUUUUACUGGUUUCAGAACCGCCGCUCCCGUUCACGCCGCCGCCUUAGACAGAUGCAGUCCGGAAUCCAAGCCUUGAUCAGGGAUGAAAAGAGCAGUUUCCACGUCGACCCGGCACCUUUCUGCUCCUCGUCAUCAUCAUCAUCAUCGUCCUCUUCCUUUUCACCCUUUUCUCCUCCUCUCCUUCAUGAUUCGGUCUCGCCUCAUCUCCCUCAGGGUAACGCCGCUGCUCUUGGUCCGACCUCUGGUCAUGGCGGUCUCUCUGUUAACGACACGUAUUCUGCAUCCCAUCUACCUGUUGACGAGGCCGUGAACGUUUAUCCGGUAUCCAAAGAGUUGGGGUCACAUCAUAUUGACCAACCUUACCUUGUCUCUUCCAUCCUCACGCAAUCGUCUUCUGCAGGUUUUCAUUAUCAAUCUGAGCUGAUAACAGUGUCUAUCAAUGGAAUCAUUUUCCAAGUUCCAAGGGGACCGUUCCACAUGCGGGCAUUGUUCGGCGAAGACGUCAUCUUGGUCCAUUCAUCGGGAGAUCCUAUUCAUGUUGAUGUUUCGGGAGUAUCAUUGCAAGGGCUGCAACCUGGCGAAAGCUACUUUCUGGUAAACGUUCCCUUUCCUUUUCCUUUUCGGGAAACCGUAAAGUUUACGAACAUUUUGUUUUUUGCUUUUUGAACCUCUCACUGUUUAGAAUAUCACGCUUUUUCUUUAGCCUUAGUGGAGAGUAUCUUAUUUUA
Nymphaea colorata (pocket water lily) is the source of this 1142-nucleotide messenger RNA. RefSeq names its product WUSCHEL-related homeobox 11-like. Bases 163 to 1080 code for a protein of 305 amino acids. The record is from RefSeq and is a predicted model, not a curated record. The transcript has 2 exons. Gene Ontology annotation, biological process: adventitious root development. Gene Ontology annotation, molecular function: DNA-binding transcription factor activity; DNA binding. NCBI's taxonomy places the organism in Eukaryota, Viridiplantae, Streptophyta, Magnoliopsida, Nymphaeales, Nymphaeaceae.